Messenger RNA from Dentiscutata erythropus, 862 nucleotides. The record is from the annotation of a GenBank genome assembly. Lineage: Eukaryota; Fungi; Glomeromycota; Glomeromycetes; Diversisporales; Gigasporaceae.
UGUUUGGAAUUGGAAAGACCACUUCCGUACGCAUACAUUUUCAAAUGGUAAUCCUACUGGAAGCAAAAUAACCACCCUAAAUUUCAUAAAUGAAGGUGAAGCGUCGAUGUUACUUGCCGGAUCAAGUGAUGGUAUAGUACGUAUUUAUCGUAAUUAUAGUUCUCCCACAACAUCAGAAUUGAUGACAUCAUGGCGUGCUUUGCCCGAGAUAUUACCAAAUAAUCCAAGAUGUGGUCUUGUUGCAGAAUGGCAACAAUCUCGAGGUACAUUAUUAGUUGGUGGGGAUGUCCGGUCGAUUAGAAUAUGGGAUGCAACCCGCGAAUUUACAAUGAGUAUUUUGCCAUCAAGAUCAGGAUGUUCCAUAACUCAUAUUACUAGUGAUUCAGGUGAUAUUAUAGUUGCCGGAUUUGCUGAUGGUGCAAUACGUAUGUAUGAUAGAAGAAUUCAGCCAAGGGAUUCAAUGAUAGCCACAAGUAAAGAACAUAGAAAUAUUAUAACGAAUGUGGUAUGGCAAAAGGGAGCUAGUCGUGAAUUGGUAUCAGGAAGUAAAUCCGGAGAAAUAAAGAUAUGGGAUAUUCGACAAAAUCGAUCAAAAUAUACCAUAACUAAUGAAGCAACAGUUUCCGAGAUGAAUGCAAUGGAUUUGCAUCAUGGAGCAGAUAUUGUAGCAGGAGUGUACUCAAAUCAAUUAAUUAAAGUCUGGAAUACAGCAUCGGGAGUGAAUCUCUCAUCAACACGAUAUAAUGCUGGAUUCCUGGGGUGGGGUGCACAAGUUAAUUCGGUAGCACUUGCUAAUCAUCAUAUGGUGAUGGCGGUUGGAGCUACAGAUAAUUAUUUAUCAAUAUAUGGAAUUUCUCACUAA